Messenger RNA from Pecten maximus, 3567 nucleotides. RefSeq names its product ribosomal RNA processing protein 1 homolog A-like. The transcript has 12 exons. Gene Ontology annotation, biological process: rRNA processing. The coding region runs from base 33 to 2027 and encodes 664 amino acids. Gene Ontology annotation, cellular component: preribosome, large subunit precursor; preribosome, small subunit precursor; nucleus. NCBI's taxonomy places the organism in Eukaryota, Metazoa, Mollusca, Bivalvia, Pectinida, Pectinidae. The record is from RefSeq and is a predicted model, not a curated record.
GAAGACUGUCGGGUUGAUCCACGUGUUUGGAGAUGGGUGAAAUGGCCACAACCGUGGAGAUAAAUGAUUCAGCAGAGAUUCAUUUUGCUCAGCGACUGGCAUCAAACCGCAAACCAAUCAGGGAUAGAGCAUUGAAGAAAUUACGGAAAUGGCUGGAAGCUAAAUCAAAUACACAUAAAGGUAUAUGUAUCGAUGCUUUCAGCGAAUCUGAUUUUGUUAAGAUUUGGAAGGGUCUCCACUAUUGUUUGUGGAUGCAGGAUAAACCAUUACUACAGGAGGAGCUGACUGAACGCAUCACACAGAUGGUACAUGUGUUUGGCACAGCGGAGAGUUCACUACUUUUUGUAAAAGUCUUCUUCCAGACAGAGGCCAGGGAAUGGGAUGUUUUGGAUAAAUGGCGUGUUGACAAAUUUAUGACGUUGGUCAGAAAAAUGUUACAUCAAACACUUCUGUUCUUAAAAAAUAAAAAAUGGAGGCGGAAUAUUCUGACUGAGUUCACCAGCAUAUUGAGUUCCCAUGUGAUGAGUCCAGAUAAUGAAAAGAUACCCCAGGGCCUUCGUAUUCACCUGGCUGACGUUUACCUGGCAGAACUAGAGAAUGUUGGAGCUGAACAGUUGAGCCCUGAGCUGGUGCUGGUUUUCCUAGAGCCGAUCUUUCAGUAUGUUUCCAGUGCGGUCAACACUGAUGUGAUGAAGAGAGUGGUUGCCAGUGUGUUUGAAGUCAUCCUGAAGCAAACUCUGGACGAUGCCAUGGAGGCCGCUAAAGUGUUGAUCCAGAAGGAAGAGGAGGGAUGUGAGGUGGACCCAGAGGAUUUGGACAUGCCUAUCAGACUACAGUACGAGUUCAGCGCCAUUGCUGACCGGCUGUUUCAACUUGGCAGUAACACAACGUGUCGCACCAAGAAUCGGACCAUCAUUUAUGAAUGGGUGAAAAAGUUCCGAGACCUUGAUGAGGGAGCCAUUACCAGGGAGGAAGAUAUCGCUCCAGGCAUCAGUAAGAGGCUGAAGAAAACGAAGAAAAAAAGAAAAACUAAGAAAAGAAAAGGAAGCUCUCCUGCAGAUUUAUCCGAUGACAGCGAGGAGGACAUAUCUCCAAACAAGAAAUUGAAAUCUGAGGAGGAGACUGAGGAAGGAACCAUCAAUAAGGAUGAGAUCGCAGAAGGCAAGAAAGUGAAAAAAGACAAGAAAAAAAGUGCUGAUGUGACAAAGACAAAUAAAAGUGAAAAAAAUAAGAAGAAAAAGAAAAACAGGGAGAAUGCCUCCGAGAAAUUAUCGACAGACAAUUGUGACGAGGGAGAUUUAAAUGAAACAGAAUUUGAUAGCAGUAGUGUUAAUGUCACCAGGAUAAAAAGGAAGAAGAAAGUACCGAGUUCUAAAAUCAGUGGUAGAGAGACAGAAGCCUUAGCUCCAUCAGCAAAUUUAUUUGAUGUACCUCCAGGACUAGACAUGGAUGUCUCCUCACAGAUUCUCCCAAAACGAAAAACCAGCAAGUCGAAAAAGGGGGUCGAGUCUGAAGGGCAGUCCAAAACAAAGAAAACAAGUGACACAAGUGAAGAUGUUUUACAGGACGAGGUAGAAAUCUGGAUACCAAACAAGAAAUACAUGAAAAAAAGAAAUUCGAGCAUGGAAACGUCAGAAAAAAAAUCACCCGGAGCCCAGUUUGCCAAAUUUGAUGUGAACUUGACGACACCACCAGCAUUCUUAAGGAAGGCUGUGGCUAAGUCUACACCAAAAUCUGGCCGUAAAAGAACGGAUCAGGUGAUGGAGUCAGAAGCCUUGUCAACUCCAGGUGGCAGGAAGCGUGUCAGUUUUAAUAUGAACAAAAACGAAGCAAAAGAGUUUCAUAAAAAGACACUGAUAGAAAGUAAAGAGGACGCCUUCAUCCCCAGCAGGACCCCCGAACAGGGUAUCCUGAAAACUACACCUAGUUCUACCAGGUCAAAGAUCAGGAAAAACUCCACUCCAAAUUCCUCCAGACGCGCCACUCCAAAGUCCUCCAAACGCCCUAAGGCCACAGACUUCUUUUGAGGAUGUUGACAAAUACAACUUGUGAAAUGUACUUUUAAUUAGAUACACAAUCAUGUUACUUAGAAUGUAUUUUUUUAAGACAUGUGACAGCCCUAUUUUACCUGUAAAUCAGAUAUUUUUGUAUUUUUUGUGGUUUUCACAAAACAUGUUAUUUAGUGAGUAUAUGAUAUCCCUUACUUUGAUUCCAAUGAAAUCAUCCAUUAAAAGUACAAUGAAAACAGCUUUGACAAAUAAAAAAAAUAGAUCUCCGAGAUUCUUUAUAUCGCCAUAGCAACUUGAUACUGUAGAAUUGAAUUCAAUAGGAAACAACAGACUGUCUAUUAUGCUGUUUUGUGGUAAAGGUAGUAAAUGCAUAUUGCUGUCCAUGAUGGUACUCCGGAAAUAAACGAAAAUUAAAAAAAAAAGCAAAUUAAAUUUCUCAGUACUGUUCCUGCAAUGGUGACUUUUAUGAAUUUGACAUUUCAUUUGUAAGGUAAAUCUUAUUUUGUAGUAGGAUAAUGUUGUCAGUCGUGUGACAGUUGUGGUUUAUACAAUGAUAUCAUUCAGGUGAGAAAUGAAGAGUUCAGGGACUCUUUUUGUGAAUACCCAGGGACUUGAUUAUAAUAGCCUUUCCUCCAGCCCUGACGUCAGGCUCAAUGCAAUCUGACAGACGCGUGUCUGACUCAUUCUGACAGACAGGUUUCUGACACCUAUGAUUAUAUAUAUAUAGUGUCAAGAUGUACUCAUUUAUUUUAAACAGUAAAGUAAACACAGUUUUGUGUAACUAAUUCAUCAUAUGUGGUUACUAUAUAUAGUAAUAUAUAAUUAUACUUACGAACCUGAAGAACGUAUAUCACGAUAACUAUCUGUGGUUACUAUAUAUAGGUUUGUUUUUGUUUGGGUAUUCCACUUGGAACAAACACUACUAGAUCUUCUCUCGUAUUCAAGCUUUAGGAUUUAAAGAUAUAACUACAAAAGAGAAAAUCUCUUUUUCACUUAACAAGAUUAUCCUCAUUUUUAUUAGGCAGAGAAAGAUCUGUCCUUCUCGUCAGCUGAAGGGCCACAAGUCUGUAAUAGUGGACUAAGACCUGCUAGAUAAAUAAAUUUGUCCUUCUUUAUCAAGGGAGAAGCAGCCAACAUGUGCCUUUAGUCUUAAAAUGUCACCACUGAAAAUGGACGACAUCAUUACUUUGUACAGCACAACCUUAUCACAGUAGAGUAAUAUCUUACUCCAUUCUCCAUCAAUAAGGACAUAUUUUAUUUUUGGUUCACUGUUACAACUUGCAGAAUCUAAUGCUAGGAAAGUGCAGGAGAAAAAUAAUGAAUAACCCCUGUGUGAUGAAGACAGAGAAAUUUUACUCAUGUUUAAGAUCAUGUGAAAAUCAGAAUUUAGUUAAGUUUGAAAAUUUAAAACAUGAAAUUGUUGCUCUGCAAGGACAAAUGAAUUGUACCCAGCAAGCAGAGUUAAUAUUUGUUACAUUUUACAAUAGAGCAACAUACACUGUACAUGUUCAUAAAUGCUAUGUAUGUAUGGACAAAUAAAACUACAAUGUAUCAAAUA